Messenger RNA from Ochotona princeps (American pika), 327 nucleotides. Its product is annotated as cysteine-rich C-terminal protein 1. The transcript has a single exon. Lineage: Eukaryota; Metazoa; Chordata; Mammalia; Lagomorpha; Ochotonidae. The record is from RefSeq and is a predicted model, not a curated record. The coding region runs from base 1 to 327 and encodes 108 amino acids.
AUGUCCCAGCAGAGCUCCGCUUCCGCCAAAGGCUUUUCCAAGGGGUCAUCGCAGGGCCCGACGCCCUGCCCCGCGCCCACCCCUGCGCCCUCCUCCUCCUCUUCUCCGUGCUGCGGCGGCUGCUGCGGCUCCGGCUCUGACGGCGGCUGCUGUGGCGGUGGCUGCUGUGGCGACACCGGCUGUUGCGGCUCCAGCUCCACCGGCUGCUGCUGCUUCCCAAGGAGGCGUCGCCGGCAGCGCAGCGGUUGCUGUUCCUGCUGCGGCGGCAGUCAGAGUUCCCAGCGCUCGGGCAUCCAGAGCUCCGGCUGCUGCUCUGGCGGCUGUUGA